AUGCAGCAUGUUAAGAUGGAGCCUGGAGUGUUGAUGGAGGUGUUCAAAAUGUUAAAGCUGAAGGCAGAGGGAAUGAACAACAUGGAAAGGGAAUGUGUACUCACACUGGACGAGAUGGCCAUCACUCCAGGUGUGGAGCUGCAUAUGGGAACGGGGAGACUAUUUGGCAACGUAACACUUCCUGGUCACACAGGGCAAGCAACGCAUGCCUGUGUGUUUAUGCUCGCUGGUGUAACAACACGCUGGAAGCAAAUUGUUGCUUACCACUACAGCGGUAAUUCUACAGAUGGCUCAGUUUAUCAGCCCAUCAUCAUUGCCAUCGUAGAAGCUGCAGCAUCUGUGGGGCUUCAUGUUAUAAAUAUCACCAGUGACAUGGGGAGUCCCAAUCGGGCAAUGUGGAAGUCAUUUGGGGUGACCCAGGAUAAGCCAUGGAUACCCCAUCCUGUUGAGCAACACAGGCGGCUCUAUUUCAUGGCUGAUGUUCCACAUCUUGUCAAGAAUUUGAGAAGUGCCCUCAUCCGGGGUCAAACCAUCACCAUUCCACAAGAUGUGGUGCACAAAGAGCAGCUGGCGUCCAGUGUCGUAUCUGUUGAUCCCCUAAAGGAUCUUGUUUCCUUCCAGGAGAGCAUGGAACUUAAACUGGCACCAAAACUGUCCCGUGCCAUCCUUGAGCCUAACCAUUUUGAAAAAAUGAAGGUUAGUUCUGCGAUGCAUAUUUUCAGCAAGGCAACGAGUGCUGCCCUGAGGUACCUUGUGGAGGAGGAGCAGCGACCACAAUCCUACCUUGUGACAUUAUGGUUUUUGGAGAAGAUGGACCACUGGUUUGACCUCAUGUCUUCCCGGAAUGUUGUUACUGCUCUCAGCCUGUUCAAAAUGGAGGAGUAUGAGAAAGCCAUCCACUUUCUCCAGGACAGCAUCCAUCGUUUCGGGGCCUGA
Molecule: messenger RNA, 936 nt
Organism: Xyrichtys novacula (pearly razorfish)
Lineage: Eukaryota; Metazoa; Chordata; Actinopteri; Labriformes; Labridae
Source: the annotation of a GenBank genome assembly